Chaetomium globosum CBS 148.51 is the source of this 1239-nucleotide messenger RNA. RefSeq lists its product as uncharacterized. The transcript is spliced from 2 exons. The coding region runs from base 1 to 1239 and encodes 412 amino acids. Gene Ontology annotation, cellular component: nucleus; cytoplasm; centrosome. Gene Ontology annotation, molecular function: cyclin-dependent protein serine/threonine kinase regulator activity. Gene Ontology annotation, biological process: regulation of cyclin-dependent protein serine/threonine kinase activity; mitotic cell cycle phase transition. Lineage: Eukaryota; Fungi; Ascomycota; Sordariomycetes; Sordariales; Chaetomiaceae. The record is from RefSeq and is a predicted model, not a curated record.
AUGGCGUGCUCAGGUUACCAACCCGACAACACUUUCUUCGUCGAGUCGGACGAGUCCAACCAGCACAUGUCGAUGCGUGAUGCUGCCAAGAUGCUUGCCCGGAACAAGCAGGAGAUGAUCGCCAACGAGCUCUCAAGGCUGGCCUGUGACGAGUAUCUGGAGGACAUCAUGCAGCACAUGCGCCAUAUGGAGGACGAGACAUUGCCCGAUGCCAAUCUGAUUGACAUGCAGCGCGAGAUCCAGUGGUUUAUGCGGCCGUACCUGAUUGACUUCCUGAUCGAGGCUCACUCCGCCUUCUCUCUCCUGCCCGAGACCCUCUUUCUCACCGUCAACCUCCUCGACCGGUACUGCUCGAAGCGGGUGGUGUAUAAGCAGCACUACCAGCUGGUCGGAUGCGCUGCCCUCCUCAUCGCUGCCAAGUACGGAGACAAGAAGGACAGAGUGCCUCAGAUCAACGAACUGAACAACAUGUGCUGCGGACUCUACGACGCCGGCAUGUUUACCCAGAUGGAGAUGCACGUUCUCAACACGUUGGACUGGAACAUUGGCCACCCCACCGUUGACUUCUUCACACAAUUGGUUGCGGCCGAGGAGCGGGACAGUCGGGAAGUGGAGCACAUGGCGGCGUACAUCUGCGAGAUUGCCCUCUACCACCGGGACUUUGUGUCGACGAAGCCUUCGGUCAUGGCAAGGGCGUCCCUCGCCCUCGGUCGUGCGAUAUUGGGCAAGCCUGAGGUCAACGACGGCGAGUGGGACCACUCUGACAAUGUGACGCUCCUUACUCUGUCACAGCACCUCCACCAACCCUCUGUCACCCUGGCGAGGAAGUAUUCCAGCCAGUAUUACUCGAGAGUGUCGGGCAAGCUUGCCGACUUCCUCGCCCAGCAGGCUGCGAUCGCGCGGAGAGGGGCGCCGCCAUCACCGCCGUCAGAACCCAUCCUGUCCAACAAGGCAACGGAUGUGUACAGCACCCCCCACAAGGGACUCGGUGCCGUACCCGGUGCUGCCGACGGUUACAUGACGCCGCCUAUCACCCCCGAUGGCUCAUGCUUUGGUCAGAACAAUGCUGCGAUCAAGGGUUACCAGGUGCCGCCUCGUUGCCCAGUCACCCCAACCCCUCAGUCAAGCCACGGGCAGUCGUACCAGCAGCCACAUCUCCAGCAACAACAACAACAACAACAACAACAACAUAUGGCGGGGUCAACAUACUUUGGCACCGUAUCUCAUAUGUCGUACUAA